Messenger RNA from Trichoderma harzianum CBS 226.95, 795 nucleotides. RefSeq lists its product as hypothetical. The transcript has a single exon. The record is from RefSeq and is a predicted model, not a curated record. Lineage: Eukaryota; Fungi; Ascomycota; Sordariomycetes; Hypocreales; Hypocreaceae. The coding region runs from base 49 to 795 and encodes 248 amino acids.
CAACCAGACGAUUUUAGCACUCUGCCACGGUUGACGACGAUAUUAGACAUGGCAGCGGUGGUCAAUAUCACGGCGCCUCUCGGUCAAAUCGUCCAAACGGCAUCUCCGGCCCAAAAGCUGCACGCAAGGCAAUUGGUGCGGCUAUUCAAAGACGUGCCUACCACGAAUCCCGUCAAAGCUUGUUUCACGACCCCCGAAAUUUUCAAAGCAAGAUGGCUGGUCGAAGAGAACAGUUCUUUGAGCCGGCCUGAAGAGUUCUUUGAGAAUGCCAACGAGGUGCGAUAUCCUGCCCAUUGGCUCACAGUACAGGGAGCCACCAAUGCCGUGGCCAAUUUCCGAGGAUUUGCAAAUCUAUUGCCGGGCUGGGGCCCUUUGGUCAUCACUCGAGGCAAUAAUCCCGUACAGAGUCAAUUCAACCUCAGGAUCGAGGUGCUAGGGCGCUCUGAACCUGAACAACCUUGGUCCCCGUCCCACCGACGAAUAAAGCACAUGGUUGGUACAAUCGCCGACACUGCGUUUGCCCUCUUGUCGUCUCCUAGAAGCCUCCAGAAGCUCCAGGAAAUGUUCACCAUCAUCAGGGACAACUGGAAUGAGAGGGGAAUUGACCAUUGCGUCUCCGGGGGGGCCAAUUCACAGAUAGUGGUGAACCAUUUUCUCACCACGCUCCAAGCUCGAUUUCCAACACUGAAACUUGUGGGCCAUAAGGAUCGGACGCUGAAUUCCGACCAGUUCCAUCGUGGGCUCGACAAGGUGACACGUUCCAGAACCUCGAUCCUGAAGCAUGUGGUGAUUUGA